GAUGACCCCAAAAUCGAUACAUUGGGAAACAGGAAAUGAAAUUAACAGCGCCAGCUGACGUGUACCAAGCAUGAAACCCGAAAGGAAAACAGACGCUCCGAAAAUCAAAUACACAAUUUUAGCUAUAUUGUAUAUAGGUUUAUUUAUAAAUGAGUGUUCAUCAUCAAAGAUAUCGGAUUUACGUCUAUGUGGUGACAAAGAAUGCAAGACAACCUUAUCCUAUGGACGUACACUAGCUAAGCACAUGCAAAAUGAUCCAAUAUUCCUGAACUUUGAGAGAAAUGUGAUGAUUGAAAUUACAAGUAAAUCUGCUGGAGACCGGCCUGACUUCUGGGGUGGAAGGGUGGAUGGAAAGACUGGCUAUUUUCCAAGAUCAUUUGUGAGGGAAUACAAAGUGGAAAACUCCUCUCCACAGUUUAUUGUACCAACAGAGAUUUCUGACGGGAAGAUAGUGGAGAUGGAGAUGAAGCCACCUCCAGACAAGGCUAAGGAUGACACAGAGGUGGAUGAUGAGGAAGAUCAGGAUGACACAGAGGUUGAAGAUGAGGAAGAUGACAUCUGGUGGGAGAAUGAUGAAGAUAAAGAACAAGAAAACAAAGCUAAACAGCAAGAUAAAGAAAAGUCAGCUCCACCAUCCCCAGAUUCCCUGAAAGACACUGCCAAAACAGAGCAAAAAGAGGGAACAAGCAGAACUGAAAGUCAGGAUUCAGACGGCCCAAAAGACACUGCCAAGACAGAGCAAAAAGAGGGAACAAGCAGAACUCAAAGUCAGGAUCUAGACACUGCCCAGACAAAGCAAAGAGAGGAGAAAGUCACCGAAACCCCAGAUUCAGAUAGCCAGCAUCAAGUAGGGGAAGAAAAGGACCUAGGGAUCAAAACAAAGGUAGAAAAAACUGACUCUGUACUCAGUGGUGAGAAGGAAAGUACUACAGAAAAAAUGGAUUCUGUUUCCAAUGAUGAGAAAGACCCCAUCCCAGAAAAACCUGAUCCAGUUUCCAUUGAUGAAAAGGACCCCACAGAGGUGGAGGAGACAAAAGAAGUUCAAGACACUACAGAACAUAAAAUGGAUAAAGAAGCAGGCAGUCAGAUUCAUGUUAAAAAGGAAAAUCGGGUGAAGGAAAAGCUGGAUGAAUUAAGAGAGACACUGCUUUCAUUUCAUGAUAUUGAUGAUAAAGACAAAGUUGAUAUUGAGGAAUUAAACAAAAUGUUGGAGGAAGGAGCUAAAGGAAAACAAGCAGAAUCAUUGGAAGAUGUACCCUCUACAACUUCAACAGAAAAAACAGACUCAUCUGGCACAGAUUUAGAACAAAAACAAUCUUUAAAGGUAGAUGAUGGUGUUAAAGCAGAUGAAAAAUCAGAGGAAAUGAAGGUAGCAGGUUUACUGAAGGAAACUUCUGAUGAUGUCAAAGCUUUGCCUGAGGAUCAGAAAACAUCAGAGAAAGAUGACACGGAGAUAGCAGAUGAAACUGAAGUUGGGAAUGGGGAAAGUAUCACUGACAUCAAACAGGAAGUGGUGGAGAAUGCAGGGAAGGAGGUUGACAGUCAGGUUUCUGGUGGUUUAGCUGUGGAGCCUUCCCUGACUGACAAAGAUGGUCCACCAACAGGUCAGGGGAAUACUGAAGCAGGGAUUCAGCCGUCGUCUGUGAUACAGGACAAGAAGGAAGAGAACAUGCUGCAGAAUUCAUUUACAGUGGAAGGAAGCGCCUCCCAGUCAGAGGAAAAGGCUGGCAGCAGUUUAAGCACUCCAGGACUGACUGAGAUCCCAUCCUCAGUAACUGAGGCUUCCACAGUUGAUUCAAUCACACAGCAGACGGUCAUGGAGGGCUUCACUAUCAUUGAUGGAACCCCAUUCCCCUUGGAUAUGUUUGAUGAUCCCACUCCUACAGGAGAUGUUGCAAAGCCAACGGAGUCAGAACUGUUGUCCUCCACAUCCUCUCAGCAGUUCACUUCAUCUGUAUCAGUGGAUGAGCUGGUCAAGUCUGAAUCAACAGUGGAUGUGACAAAACAGACCACUGCUCAGUCUGAUAUAGUGACCAAACCUCUGGAACAAAGUCCCGACUCCUCUCUUCUGCCUACUCAAACUGAAACAAUGAUGAAGUCUCUAAAUAUUGAUACUGGAUCAUCAACUGAUAUUGUUCCAACACAAACUGAAGCAGUUGCCGAGUCCUCAAGAGUCAACCAAGACUCCUUGAAAGUGACAUCAGAAUCAGCACAUUCUAAAGAUUCUGUUCCUGAGGCUAGUGAGCAGGACAGAGACAAACACACUGAAGUGCACAUAGAGGAAGCAGUUAAAUCUGAAGAUUUGACGGACUUGGAGAAAAGCAGCCUUACUAUGGACGGUAAAGUAGAGGAUGUCCCAAGUGAAGGUAGUGAAGAAAGCAAAGAGGAAAAGGAUAAGGCUAAGGCAGACAAUACCCAGAAAAAUGGUGUAGAGGUGGAUCAAACUGAAACAAAAACAGAGGAAAAUUCUGAAAAUGUCACAACUGUUCAAAAAGAAGUGGAAGGCGGUGAACAAAAGCCAUCUGAAACACUGACACAAAACAAUGAAAAACCAGAUCUGUCGGCUCUAAAGUUUCUGGAUGAUGAAGAUACCAGUCCUGAUUCACCAAGUGAUGAUGAGAAUGUGAAGGAAAUGAAUGUUCCAACUGAGGAAAUUAAGACAAAGGAAGAGGGAAAACAGUCCCAGAUGGGGGAUGAAAUGACUGAUAAACCCAUCCAGGAGAAGACGACAGCUUCAGCUGUGCCAUCCACCUCCCCUGUAGAACAACUCAUGUCUUCCAUGGAAAGUGAAUACAGUGUAGACAGCAAGGAGAUUAUUGACAACACAAGGAAUACUGCAGUUGUUGGGGACCAUCAGAAUGCCACUCGGACAGUAGUAGACACUGAAAACCUUAAGAUUGAUCUUCCCUCCACUGUGGAUGCUUAUGCCACAGCCGACUUCCUGUCUAGGAAACCAUUGUCACAUGAGCCUCACAAACUCCAGGAUUCUGUGAAACAAGAGGGCAAGGCAGAAGAAGCUGUAGUGGCUGUUGAAGCUGGUGAGGAAAAUAAGGAUGCAGUUACACAGGCCCCUCCUGUGUCAACAACUCAGAAAGAGGCGGAGAAACCAUCAUCUACAGACACAGGGAAUGUAGAAGACAAUAAACAGGAAACAGUCACUGAAAGCCCAUUUGUAUCAACUACCCAGCCAGGUUCCAGUGAGGCAGAAAUUCCUCCUCCACCUACAGAAUCCAAAGAUUCCACUACACAACCCAGCACAGCUCAACCACCAGGAGAGGAAAGUAAAGGACCGGAGGAUACAUCAAUUCCAGAAAGUACUCCUGACUCUGUUACUACUCCAGAUUCUGUUAUGUCCACUCAAGACAUACAACCCUCCUUAGCAGAGACAGCUGGUGUUACCUCAGAGGCAUCGACACAAGGCGACCAAGCUGACACCGACUCCUUUAGUCAGUCGGAGUUUUUGUCCAGGAAGAUCAAUGAUGCUGACCUGGAGGAGAAGGAAGAUUUGGCUUACAAAGCUGAGAGGCCAUGGAUGAAGAGUGACCAAUUCCUGAAGUGGUUCAUCACCAAGCUUCCCCCAUCAGUACAGGCUCUGCUGGAGCAGGAACCACUGGGUCUCUCCCCCCAGAUGGCAAUUCUGGUCACCAUGGUUACCCUCACAUCACUGGUGGUUGUCACCUGUUGCAGUGUAAUUUGUGGGGGAGGCAGAAAAUCAAAAAAGCAAGACCCUGUAGUUGUUGUUCGAGGCUUGGAAGAGAAGUUAUUUAUUGUUACCAAAGAAAAGGAGAAUUUAGAGGAUGAACUUCAAGUUCUCCAACAGAAGAUACAAGAUAUUGAAGAGGAUAGUAAAUCCACGCAGUCGUCUGUUGGGGAUAUUCAGAAAGAUCGACAAACUUUACAGCUUCACAACAAUUCCCUCAGGGAACAAGUGGAGAGUCUGACAGAGGAGAACACUGUGAUACAACAGGAACUGAGUCAGAAGACAAAGGAACUCAGAUCUAAAGACAACCAGUUGAAAGAGGCGGAGAAACAAAUCAAACAAAAGGAUGACAAGUACAACAAGAUGAACGAAAAGUUGAAAGAAGCUAACAAAGAGAUUCAGGAGAAAUCGGGGGAAAUGAAAACUUUGAAGUCCCAAGUUCACAGUCUCACAGACCAGGUGUCUCAUCUAGAAGCUAACAAGUCACAGUUGAGUGAAGAGGCAAAUGUUUGGAGUGAAAAAGUGAAGGAGCUGACUGAACAACUGGACGAUGUAAAGGAAGAAGAGAAGCAAAUGGCCGAAGACCUAGCCUAUAAAGAAAAUGAAAUAGAGGUUUUGAGGGACUGCUUCCUCCAAUUGAAGGCCUUCGAGGACCAGGGUGUGGAGGAGGGAGAGGGGGAGGAGACCAGGGAUGAGACAGAUUCUGGAAACAUCCAGUCCAAAUUAAAGUCCAUGAUUGAUGUGUCGCAGGUAUCGGCCAAACUAAGAGCCACAGAGGAGGAGAAGCGGUCAGUAGAAAACAGGCUGGACAUAGAAAUGCAAGGCCGCAGGGACAUGGAGGAGCGUAUCCUCGACUUGGAGAGAAGGGCAGAAAAUCUGCAGUCAGACAAGAUGAAGGCUGAGAGACAAAACAGCGAGGCUCAGACCAAGCUAGAAGUUCUGUCCAAUUACUUCAAACAGAAGGAGCUAGAAUUACAAAGGGAGUUAGGAGAACAAGAAGCUCUGAAGAAGAUGAAUAUCAACAAGUUAGAAAAUUCUGACACAAGAACAAAGAUGAUGCGGGAAGAACUGGACGGAUCAAAAGCUCAGAUUGAAGAUCUGAAACGUGAAAUUUUAUCAGCGGAGAGGGACUUCCGGUCACAGAUUGCGGCCAAUGAAAAGAAAGCGCAUGAGAACUGGCUGGCAGCUCGGGCAGCAGAGAGAGAACUGAAGGAGUCCAGACACGAGGCCUCGGUAUUAAGACAAAAGUUAACAGAUUUGGAACGCCGCCUGAUGCAGGGACCACCUGGUGGGUUAAUCAGGCCUGUCCCUUCUCGGGGGAUGCCACCACCAGGUAUGAUAAAUGGUCCCCCUAUUCCAGGAAUGGAGAGACCAGGGUCAAGAGGCCGUAUGCCCCCAGGUGGUCCAAGAGAUGAGGAUUUCCCUGGAUCUCCAGGUCCGGAUUCGGAUAGAAGACCACCCCCUCCCCUGGGUCCCGAUGACAGGAGAAUCCCUCCCUUCAACCCAGAGGACAGGAGAAUGCCCUUCCCCCCGGACGACAGGAGGAUUCCACCAAUGGAAGGGCCUGAUCGCCGACCAACACCCAUGGGCUCACGUGUGCCCCUUCCUCACCCGAUGGACAUACGGUCACCGCCACCUUUUGAUAGACGGCCCCCUCCACCUCUGGAUAGAAGGUCACCACCUCCUUAUGAUCGAGGGUUGAGGUUUCCUCCUCCUCCAUUAGAUCGGAGGUCACCAGGACAAAGAAUGUCUUUUCCUCCUGACAUGCCUCCUCCUCACCUGCGAGGCCCCCCACGGGGGCCACUUUCUCCUCCUCUUCGGAAUGAUGGUCAGGGAAUAGACACCCCCCCAUACCGACCCCCACCCGACCACGAUAGGGAACCAAGACAACAGAGCCAGGUAUGAUAGCAAGCAUUGAGUCAUCAGAAGGGGGCUGAAAGAUCCAAACAGAAGAUCACAAGAAAUAGAAACUGUGUUCAAAUUAGGGUAGCUUAGAAUUAUUGAGUAGACUUGCGAAAUCAAUGUAUAAAUGUAAAAGGAUGGAAAAGAAAGUUUAGGACUGGCACCUAAUGUUUGGGAACUGUGAUAAUGAGGUUAUAAACCAGCUGUGCGUGGUUUACAUGUGUAACAGAGUUAAGUGUUGUAUGUUUAACAUGUCAUAUUGCUGAAUGUUAACUUUGGUGUUUAUGAAUUUAAGAAAUUACAGUGUUUUAUGUGUAAUUUAUCAUGUGACAAUAGAUAAGUGGAUGAAUGCAGCGGUCGUUGAUUGUAUGAAGACUAGAUAAAAAUUGUUGAAAACUUGGGUUUGGGCUCAGUAGCUCACUGAUGAUCAGUACUGAAUGCUUCUACAAAAUUGGCUCUGUCUGAUGCAAGAUAUUUUCUUAGUCUUUUAGAAGUUUCAUGCAAUGCAUUUUUCAUUGUAAACUUAAUGGGAAGAUUUUUAGAUAUCUUUCCACUAUAAACUAGUCAUACAGAUUAUUACUCAUACUUCAGCCAUUAUUAUCAUUAUGCAUUCACAUCCACUCCUGCAAAAGGCCAAGGAAAUUGGACAAUGGAUAUUUCAUGGUGGUAACUGAUUUUCCUAUCCAUCUCUGUUCUUGAAGCCUUUCAUUUGGUAAUGAUGCCCACUUUUGCAUUUGGUUUUAAGGUUUAGUAAAGUUAUUAUUACCGGGAAGAUUUUUCUCAAAAGUAGAAUAAUUUUGUGGAUUUUUCUAACCCUCAAGCAACACUAGGAAACUGGAAUUAUAUUUGAUGUACCCAAUUUAAUAUUUACCUUGACAAGGGAUAUCUUAGUCCCAAGUAGGGCAACUUUAAUUCAGAUGACCUAUUUAAGUUUAAGAACUGUGUUCCGUUCCUUGAUUUCCCAAUUUUCAUUAGUUACAUAUUAAACAGGAAUUCCCAUCUUAUUGUUUGACCUUUUAUGAAAUAUAUCAUGAUUUUGGCAUUAAAUUUUAAACUGGAAUUUUUCCUAGUCAUUGGGCACAUUAACAUGUAUACCUCAACAUACCUAUCCGUGUGCCUUAUAACUAGGAAAAAUUCUAGUGAUUUGUGGUAUAACAAAGCCAUUAAGUCAUCAAAUAUACAGUGGCUUCCUUUUAUUCUGUUGUAGAUGACUAUCUGUUGAAGUAGGUCUAUGUGUGUUGAAAAAUUAAAAUAUGGCAGUAUCAAGAGUUUUCAAUUACAAUGGUUAAUGUUUUGGUGUUUCCAAGGGUCUCCUUUUCACAUUUCAUUUCCAAUUUUCCUUGGUUGUGUUGGAAGAGAACAUAUUUUAUUAGCUAUGAAGACAUUUUCUGUAUAUUAAAGAUUAAAAUUAUAAUGAAUGGUUGCUGAAAAGCAGAUUUUAACUCUCAGUGUUGUAUGUUUGAAGCAAAUUUUAUGUGCACUGUAUUUUACCAUAAACAAUUCCUGUUUAGGUAUUGAAAUUAUAUAAUUGUAUAAAAGAUGGCAUUUUGAUUGGAGGAUUUUAAAGAAGUGGUCAUUCAAUAAGUGAUGUAAUGUCUGCACAGCUUUGUCAUAAAAAGAAAAAGAGCAUUGGUUGAUGUUACAUAUUUUCGAUUCUAAUUUUGUUUGUGUGAGGUUGAGUUUAUGAUGAUGCAAUGUCUGUGUAAUUGUAAAUUAAUCGUAAAGAAGUCUUCCUGCCAAGGAAACAAAUAAAAUGUUCCUCUUG
Ostrea edulis (European flat oyster) is the source of this 7367-nucleotide messenger RNA. Its product is annotated as transport and Golgi organization protein 1 homolog. Gene Ontology annotation, molecular function: protein binding. Lineage: Eukaryota; Metazoa; Mollusca; Bivalvia; Ostreida; Ostreidae. Gene Ontology annotation, cellular component: endoplasmic reticulum membrane; endoplasmic reticulum exit site. The coding region runs from base 71 to 5605 and encodes 1844 amino acids. The transcript is spliced from 29 exons. The record is from RefSeq and is a predicted model, not a curated record. Gene Ontology annotation, biological process: protein secretion; endoplasmic reticulum to Golgi vesicle-mediated transport; vesicle cargo loading.